Messenger RNA from Cladophialophora psammophila CBS 110553, 1833 nucleotides. RefSeq names its product AGC protein kinase. NCBI's taxonomy places the organism in Eukaryota, Fungi, Ascomycota, Eurotiomycetes, Chaetothyriales, Herpotrichiellaceae. Gene Ontology annotation, molecular function: protein serine/threonine kinase activity; ATP binding. Gene Ontology annotation, biological process: protein phosphorylation. The transcript has a single exon. The record is from RefSeq and is a predicted model, not a curated record. Bases 1 to 1833 code for a protein of 610 amino acids.
AUGGACAAGGCCCAAGACACCUCAAGUGCGAUGCGAGCAACCGCUGACUUGGAGGAUGCGCUCAACUCCAUUGCACUGGGGAACAACAAUGCGGAAUCAGGCGAUCCGGAAAUCAUCCCUUUUCGAAAGAGUCCUCCCGUUACACCUCCGAAAACUAUGCCCAUCAGUACUCGCGACGACGGGGCUCUCAUGGACCCGGAGAAUGAAAGAGGACGGCAAGAGGUCAAGGGCAGUGUCAUCCUGUCGACCACUGCCGCCAAGACGAAGAAGAAGAAAAACAAGGCAAAAGCGGCUCAAGCAGCUCAAGCAUUGAAUACUGUCAGGGGAUUCACUCCGGCCGACUCGGGUGCCGAAGAGUCGGAUGUGUCACGCAACAGCCCGCGGGUUCUAUCUCCUAUCCCUCGUUUGCCUGCGUUGGCCGGUGCCAGCCCAGGUCUAAGACCUCAGUCACCGGGUGUCAGCAGUCUAAAAGCUCAGUUGGACGCACUCUACUCUCGCAGUCAAAGUCGCUCCAACUCGUGUGUCCGCAAUACCAUAGAUUCGGAGGCCAACAGCAGCGCCGCCAGCGCAGCGUCCGACACCCAAGGAGAGGAGCUGCACGAAGACAUGGUCAGCUACCAUGUCCAGAUCGAUCAAGACUUCGUUAGUCAGUCGCUGGCGGAAACUGGCGUCAUUUCGGCAGCUUCCACCACGCCUAUGGAUGCGGAUCAGCGUGCGACUUCGAUGAUUGUCCGCAAGAUGACCGCAGCAGACUUCACUCCCAUCCGCUGCCUCGGGGACGGGGCCUUUGGGACAGUGCUUCUCGUCCGACAGAAUGCCACGGGCCGUUUGUUCGCUCAGAAACAGCUCACCAAAGCGUUCAUCAAGGUUCACAAGAAGCGGAUCGAGUCGACCAUGUCCGAACGAAGCAUCCUCGAACUGGUCAAUCGUCACCCGUUCAUUGUCAAUCUUUACUACGCGUUCCAGGAUCACGAGAAGUUGUAUUUGAUUCUUGAAUAUGCUUCGGGCGGAGAACUCUUCCGUCACCUGGAGUUGGAAAAAUUCUUCUCGGAAGAGGUGGCUGCAUUUUACGUUGCCGAGAUUGUCUUGGCUCUAGACUAUCUUCACAAUACGGUCGGCGUCAUCUACCGUGAUCUCAAACCGGAGAAUUGCUUGCUGAACGCCGAGGGCCAUUUGCUCUUGACAGAUUUCGGUCUGAGCAAGGUUGCGGUUCAGGAUCCGAGUACACCGGGAGGGAGUCGUUGCAACAGUCUCGGGGUGGGGACGAUCGAAUACAUGGCCCCUGAGAUCAUCAGAGGCAGUGAUGAAUCCAACUGGGGUCCGGGAUAUGGCAAAGCGUGCGAUUGGUGGUCAUUGGGUGCGAUGGCUUGCGAUCUUAUGACGGGGAAACCGCCAUUCGGAGGCGGCAGUUGGACCAAGAUCCAGCAGAACAUCAUGUAUCAAAAGUUGAGCCUGCCAUAUUUCCUGUCGCCGGAUGCCAAAGACCUUCUCACGCGGCUGUUGCGCAAGGAGCCUAAGAAGCGACUUGGCGUGGGCCCAAACGACAUCAAUAUUAUCAAGAAGCACCGAUUCUUCAGAAAAAUUGACUGGACAAAAUUGGAGGCCAAGGAGCUUGAACCACCCAUCAAACCCCUGGUCACCAAUCCUGAAUUGGCCGAGAACUUUGCCAAAGAGUUCACCGACAGAGCGAUUGACACCAUUACGCGAAGACAUAGCCGGACCUUGAGCAAGUCUGAUCCGUUUGGCGGCUUCAGCUACGUUGCGAGUAGCAGUUUGCUGGAAGAAUCCAUGCUUUUGGAACUCGACGAGGCCAUCAUUGACGACGACAUAUAA